AGGUUUGCGUUACUCAAUCUUAAUGGACCAGAAGGCGGGCCGGCCGAAGGGGCGACCGUCGACGGAAGCGGAAGAGAAACUCUUCGAGAAGUACAAAUAUGUGCGUUUCGUGGAGCGGCAGAAAGUUGAGCGGAAACUCAAAACUUGUCGUCGAGAAUUGGCCGAGUGUAUUCAAGGAAAGUCUGAGGCUGAUCCGAAGGAAAUUCAGGACCGGAUGAACGCCUUGCUUGAGGACCUGCAGUACAUCAAAUUCUACCCGCACGGCGAAAAGUACAUAUCGCUGUUCCCGAAGGGGGGCGCGUUGAAGCCCCGCGAGUUGACGAAGCAGAAGUCGAUUCGGGAGUCUAUACGAAAUCGACUGGAGAGCCAAAAGGAGAUCGAGGAGCGUACCGUGGAGAAGCGGGAAACCAAGGAGGUCGUGGAACCGCGUGAGGCUGUGGACGACUUUUUCGCAGAUGGGGAUGCGAAUGAUGUUCCUGUGAGGCAAGAUGAUCGCCGGUCUAGUAAAGGAAAAGGCAAGGGGAAGGGAAAAGGAAAGGGUCGAGACGUAACGUCAGCCAAGGGUGCUGGGAAAGGUCGUGGAGCCAAACGGUCAUGGUCGAGUAAGGAGCCCACGGAGAUCUCCAAGGCUAAGGAGCGGAAGGGUUCCGAUGAGGAGGGUGGGCCACCUGCCCAAGUGAAGUCGAAAAAGGAACCGACUCCCACACGGAAGCAGCUUGAAGCGCCGUCAAACCAUCCGUCUUGGGCUGCUAAGGCCGCUCCCUCUCAGCGAGGUACUCUUACCAAGUUCGAAGGCGCUAGACUGACCUUUGACGAUUCUGACAGUGAUUGAACGCCUUCCCUAACAACGUCAAUACGGUAUAGUUGUGGUUUCC
This is a messenger RNA of Perkinsus marinus ATCC 50983, 875 nucleotides long. RefSeq lists its product as hypothetical. The coding region runs from base 23 to 832 and encodes 269 amino acids. Gene Ontology annotation, cellular component: nucleolus; preribosome, small subunit precursor. NCBI's taxonomy places the organism in Eukaryota, Perkinsozoa, Perkinsida, Perkinsidae. Gene Ontology annotation, biological process: maturation of SSU-rRNA from tricistronic rRNA transcript (SSU-rRNA, 5.8S rRNA, LSU-rRNA). The record is from RefSeq and is a predicted model, not a curated record. The transcript is spliced from 4 exons.